UUGAUUACCUUUUUUUUUUAAGAAAGAAAGAGGGUUCUUCAAUUGAAACGGUUUGAUUACCUUUUUUUGAGGAAGGAAGAGGGUUCUUCCCAUUUAGCGGAGAACCAUUAUGGCAAAAUUAUACCACCUCUUCCUUCUGACUAUUUUUGUGGUAAUCAUACCGACAUUAGUGCAUGCUAGUGUCAAAGAGCAAGACGGAUAUUGGGAUAAUGUAUUUCCAUCGAUUAAUGAUACAUAUUGGCGGGCAAAAGCAGCAAGUGCUCAAAAGAAAAACGACAAAGCUUAUACUCCUGACCCUUAUGCAGUAUCCGGAAACAUGACUUCUAGUGUUAGAGAAAUGAUAAAUGACGGCAAUAAAGGAAGAAGGAAUCUUAUGGGAAAAAAACUAGCCAAUGGCGGUCCAUGUAUGGCUACAAACCCCAUUGACAGUUGUUGGAGGUGUGAUCCUAACUGGGCAAAUAACCGCAAGAAGCUUGCAGAUUGUGUGCAAGGUUUUGGAAGGAAGACAACUGGUGGAAAAGCUGGCCCUAUAUAUGUGGUAACUGACCCCUCAGAUAAUGACAUGGUUUAUCCACAUCCAGGUACCCUUAGGUAUGCAGUUACGAGAAAUGGACCUUUGUGGAUCAUAUUUGCCCGUAGCAUGAAAAUUAGGCUCAGCCAGGAACUCAUAAUGACAAGUGAUAAGACCAUUGAUGGACGAGGAGUUGAUGUUGUCAUUACUAAUGGUGCUGGUAUUACUAUCCAAUUCAUCAAUAAUGUGAUCAUCCACGGGAUCAAAGUUUUUGACAUUCAGAUUGGAACUGGGGGACUUGUUAGAGAUGCCGAGAACCACUUUGGUCUAAGGACUAUGAGUGAUGGUGAUGGAAUUUCAAUUUUUGGCUCCAGUAAUGUUUGGAUUGACCAUGUUUCUAUGAGAAACUGUAGAGAUGGACUCAUUGAUGUCAUCAUGGGAUCCACCGCUAUUACCAUCUCCAAUAGCCAUUUCACAGAUCACAACGAGGUUAUGUUGUUUGGUGCAAGUGAUGGAUAUGACGGUGAUCAGAAAAUGCAGAUUACACUUGCAUUCAACCACUUUGGUAAGAGAUUAAUCCAAAGGAUGCCAAGGUGUAGAUAUGGUUUUAUCCAUGUGCUUAACAAUGAUUAUACUCACUGGGAAAUGUAUGCUAUUGGUGGUAGUAAACAUCCUACCAUUAUAAGUGAGGGUAACCGAUUCAUAGCCUCUAACAACGGUCAUGCUAAAGAGAUAACAAAGAGGGAGUACUCACCAGAAGAAGAGUGGAAAAACUGGCAGUGGAGAUCAAUCAACGAUGUCUACAUGAACGGAGCAUUUUUCAGACAAGCUGGACCUGAGCUAACUAACAGACCAUUCUCAACAGAGGACAUGAUCAAAGCUAGGCCUGGAACUUUUGUGGGAAUGCUUACUCGUAAUUCUGGCAGACUAAAAUGCAUAGUGGGGAAGCCUUGUUAGUCUUCAAAAUCCCCUUCCUGAAAUCAAUCAUCAUUGAAGCACAAAUGGCUUUGGCAAAGGAGAACAAGCAAGAUGUGUCAUUUGAAACAUGAAAUAACUUUUUCUUGUCUGUUUUUCCUCAGUUUUACAUGUACGGAAAAAAAUUCAUGGAAUAUAUAUUCAAUUCAUUUCAAAACUGUCUCAUUCUAGAAUGUACACAUUUUUUGAAAAUAAAUAAAGAUCAUUACAAAAUUGUUUC
This is a messenger RNA of Vicia villosa (hairy vetch), 1706 nucleotides long. RefSeq names its product pectate lyase-like. The record is from RefSeq and is a predicted model, not a curated record. Bases 110 to 1468 code for a protein of 452 amino acids. Gene Ontology annotation, molecular function: pectate lyase activity. The transcript has 4 exons. Lineage: Eukaryota; Viridiplantae; Streptophyta; Magnoliopsida; Fabales; Fabaceae.